AUGCCCGGAAGCACUCCCAUGAUUUACCGCCAUCUCGGCAAAACCGGUCUCAAGGUCUCGGUCCUGUCCUUCGGCACCUGGCUUACAUUCAACAGCAAGACCCCCGAGGAUACCAGCUACAAGUUCAUGGUAUCCGCCUUCAAGCGUGGGAUCAACUUUUUCGAUUGCGCCGAGGUGUACAGCCGCGGCGAGGCCGAGACCCUCGUUGGUCGUGCGGUUAAUCGAGGCAUCGCCGAGGGCGUCUGGCAUCGCUCGGAUCUGGUCCUGUCGACGAAGAUCUUCUUCGGCACUCGGCCCGGGCCCAACAACAUCGGCCUCAGCCGCAAGCACAUCAUCGAGGGCACGCGCGAGUCGCUUGCCCGCAUGCAGCAGGACUAUGUGGAUCUGCUCUUCUGCCACCGGCCGGAUGUGGCCACGCCUCUGGAGGAAACCGUCCGCGCCAUGAGCUUCUGCGUGGACCAGGGCCUGGCCUUCUACUGGGGCACCAGCGAGUGGUCGGCCGAGCAGAUCGCCGAGGCGCAGUGCCUGGCCGACCGACUGAACCUCCACCCGCCGGUCGUGGAGCAGCCCGAAUACAACCUCCUCAAGCGCCAGAAGGUGGAGCUGGACUACCUGGCACGGUAUGAGUCCCGUCCGGGGCUCGGCCUGACCGUCUGGUCCCCCCUGGCCAGCGGUGUGCUGACCAACAAGUAUGCCGGGGGUCACAUCCCCGAGGGCAGUCGUCUGGCCGCCCCGGAGAAUGCCUACCUGCGUGAGCGGUACAUCACCUCCCCGGAGGCGGUGGAGAACCUGGCCAAGGUCGAGCGUCUGGCCACCCUAGCCAAGGAGCUGGGCAUUAGCUGCAGCCAGCUGGCCCUGGCCUGGGUCAUUGCCAAUCCCCGUGUCAGCACCCUCAUCACCGGUGCCACGUCCGAGGAGCAGCUCAACGAGAACCUCAGCGCCCUGGACAACCUCAAGCUCCUGACUCCGGAAGUGAUGGCGAAGAUUGAUGAGAUUUUUGCCAACAAGCCCCAGUAUCCUCAAUCUGAGGCCAAGGUCAUCGCCAUGCGCCGCUGA
This is a messenger RNA of Fonticula alba, 1056 nucleotides long. RefSeq lists its product as hypothetical. The transcript is spliced from 5 exons. Bases 1 to 1056 code for a protein of 351 amino acids. The record is from RefSeq and is a predicted model, not a curated record. NCBI's taxonomy places the organism in Eukaryota, Rotosphaerida, Fonticulaceae.